Messenger RNA from Fonsecaea multimorphosa CBS 102226, 867 nucleotides. RefSeq lists its product as uncharacterized. The transcript has a single exon. NCBI's taxonomy places the organism in Eukaryota, Fungi, Ascomycota, Eurotiomycetes, Chaetothyriales, Herpotrichiellaceae. The record is from RefSeq and is a predicted model, not a curated record. Bases 1 to 867 code for a protein of 288 amino acids.
AUGGCAGAGCUACCUUUGGGAACUCCUCCCCAGAAGGACACGGCCGCUCCUGUCAUUCCUCCACAGUUGCCCCAUAAGCCCCUUCUGCGACUUCACCUCGACGACAUUGGUCACCCAGCUGCCCAGGUGGCUUGCAGUUCCUUGGAUGGGGGCCUGUAUUUAACGAGAGCAAUUGAGCAUGUCGUUACGCACUUGUACAGGCCCUACGGCUUGAGUGAAAUCCCCAAAGUCAGAUCUGUCACGGUGGUCCUACGCCCCAUGGGUGGAGUAGCGUACACCACUGGAUUGCCACUGGAUGACCUCCACAAGGAGAUUCACCUGUCCCUCGACUAUGUGCAUGGCGUAUUGUCACGAAAUUCAGCAGGACUCCGCCACGAAAUCGCCGGGGUGAUCACGCACGAAAUGGUUCACUGCUUCCAGGGCAAUUGCCAAGGCACCGCGCCAGGCGGGCUCAUUGAGGGCAUUGCAGAUUUCGUUCGAUUAAAGGCCGGACUCUCGCCUCCGCAUUGGAACAAGUCACCCGAGAACAGAGGGCAGAGAUGGGACGAGGGCUACCAGAAGACCGCUUGGUUUCUGGACUGGCUCGAGGAAUUACAAGGGCCGGGCACGGUCAGUCGAAUGAACGAAACCAUGCGGAAAGGGAGGUAUCAUGAGCACAGGUUUUGGAAGGACAUCUUUGGGGAAUCCGUGGAUCAGCUUUGGGUCCGUUACAAGGCCACGUGGGGAAUUGCAGUUCCGGCAAGUUCCCGUUCAAUGGGUGGGGAGCAAAGUGGUGAUGCUCCAGAGGCAGUGGAUGUGGAGCGUCAAGAAGACAAGAAACAGGUUGUGGUUCAGGAGCAAAGAAAACCAAAGCAAUUCGCUGCCUAG